UCGAUGUCGUGGAAGUUACCUGUACGAUUGAUAGCGACGAUGAUCAUUCCCAAACGGAAAUUAUUCAUUUUGAGCGUUUGUUCCAUUCUAGGUGUUGGCAUUUUCACAGUCAUAUAUUUAACUUCCACAAAAGACCCGCAUUUAUCUCAGGAUUCUUAUCAAAACCGCGCUUUUAAUUCUGAGCAAAAUUCAAAUCAGAGCUCUGGUCAGAGCUCGAACUUGAACUUAAAUCAUAAUGCAGAACAGAACUUAGCUGAGUCGGACGAAAUCAUUCGGAAUAUUAAGCAGCACAAUGAGCAACAGCCAAUUUUGAACGAGGAUCGGUUCGGCCCACUGGCAACGAAUUCGGUGGUGAUUGUUGUGCAGGUCCAUACUCGAAUCGAUUAUUUAGAACAUUUGAUCGCGAGCUUAUCACAAGCCAAAGACAUUUCAAGCACAUUGCUAAUUUUCUCGCACGACUAUUACGACGAGAAUAUCAACGAUCUCAUACGGCAGAUAGACUUUUGUAAAGUGUUGCAGAUAUUUUACCCGUAUUCAAUACAAACGCACGAGCAUGAAUUCCCAGGCGAAUCCCUGAACGAUUGCCCUCAAAAUAUGUCACGGGAUGAAGCCAUCAAACGUAAAUGCAAUAACGCACAUUGUCCGGAUCAAUAUGGCCACUAUCGCACCGCUAAAAUCACACAAAUAAAACAUCACUGGUGGUGGAAAGCGAAUCGCGUUUUCGAUCAGUUGAAUGUCACACAACAUCACACAGGUCUCGUUCUGUUCCUCGAAGACGAUCAUUAUUUGGCCGAAGAUUUUUUACACAUGUUAAAUUCAAUGCAGAAUAAGUCUAAUGCAGAAUGUGCGAAAUGCAAUAUUUUCACUUUGGCAAAUCAUAUGAAAUCCUUAAAGGAAUAUUCACGAUCAAAAACCAACGAGGUGGGAAUCGUUCCUUGGGGUCAUUCGAUCAACUUGGGAUUUGCGUUCAAUCGAAGCACUUGGCAUGAAAUAGUGGAAUGUGCCAACACUUUUUGCACGUACGAUGACUACAAUUGGGAUUUUUCAUUACACCAUGUAUCACAGAAGUGUCUAUCGAAGAAGUUGUACACGAUGAUUUCCAAACGAGCACGUGCCUUUCACAUCGGCAUAUGUGGUUCGCAUAUACAUAGUAACGAUUGUGAUCCCAAUAAACUCAUCUCAGAAAUUCAGCAUCUUCUUCAAACUGCAAAAGAAUCCAAUGAAUUCUAUCCAGAAAGCCUAGAAAUUUUAACGAAUAGUACAAAAGAUGUUCUACUAGGCAAGAGUAACGGAGGAUGGGGAGAUAUUCGCGAUCAUCAUUUAUGCUUGAACUUCACACAAUCUGAAACUUAAAGUAAUUAUAACUUAUGAACAUGUUAGAUUUAUUUACGCAUUUGUUUUUCACUAAAUUAUUUAAUAAAUAAUAAAGAAAAAUGAAUGAAGGAAAAAGAAUAAUCUUUUGUAUAUUCUAGAUACAAGUU
Molecule: messenger RNA, 1481 nt
Organism: Sitodiplosis mosellana (orange wheat blossom midge)
Lineage: Eukaryota; Metazoa; Arthropoda; Insecta; Diptera; Cecidomyiidae
Product: alpha-1,6-mannosyl-glycoprotein 2-beta-N-acetylglucosaminyltransferase-like
Exons: 8
Coding region: 4-1353 (449 amino acids)
Biological process (GO): protein N-linked glycosylation; oligosaccharide biosynthetic process
Cellular component (GO): Golgi membrane; Golgi stack
Molecular function (GO): alpha-1,6-mannosylglycoprotein 2-beta-N-acetylglucosaminyltransferase activity
Source: RefSeq, a predicted model, not a curated record